This is a messenger RNA of Quercus lobata, 1722 nucleotides long. RefSeq lists its product as uncharacterized. Gene Ontology annotation, biological process: DNA integration. NCBI's taxonomy places the organism in Eukaryota, Viridiplantae, Streptophyta, Magnoliopsida, Fagales, Fagaceae. The transcript has 4 exons. Gene Ontology annotation, molecular function: nucleic acid binding; RNA-DNA hybrid ribonuclease activity. The coding region runs from base 1 to 1722 and encodes 573 amino acids. The record is from RefSeq and is a predicted model, not a curated record.
AUGGUGGUAAAGAGAAAGGUGGUGCCUGAGCAUAUGGAAGAUCUCGGAAACAUUUUUGAAAUUCUAAGGAAGCACAAGCUAUGCCUUAACGCUUUCAAAUGCUCUUUUAGUGUAGGAUCAGGCAAGUUUUUGGGCUAUAUGGUGACUCACCAGGGAAUUGAGGUCAAUCUCGAACAAAUUAAGGCGAUAAACAGUCUACAACCACCUCGAAAUCCCAAAGAAGUUCAGAAGCUAACCGAAAUGACUGCUGCUUUGAACCGAUUUAUCUCUCGAUCAGCAGACAGAUGUAAACCCUUCUUCCUAUUGAUGAAUAAAUGGAAGGGAUUUAAGUGGACCGAGGAGUGUGCUUUGGCCUUUCAGAAACUUAAAGAAUAUCUAUCUCAGCCACUUAUCAUGUCCAGUCCUCAAGUAGAUAAAGUCUUGUUUGCUUAUAUCGCUAUAACCCCUCAUGCUGUAAGUUUGGUAUUGAUACGAGUUGACAGUGGCGUAAAACGACCAGUUUAUAAUGUGAGCAAAUCACUGCAUGAGGUCGAGGUUUGUUAUUUACCACUGGAGAAGGCCAUCUUAGCGGUGGUGCAUGGCACACAAAAGCUCCCCCAUUACUUUCAAGCACAUACAGUUGUCAUCCUGACUCAGCUUCCACUUAGAAAUAUACUUCAAACUGCUGAUUACACGGGGAGUAUCGCUAAAUGGGGCACGAUCCUAGGGGCUUUUAACAUCAAAUACAUGCCUCGUACCUCUGUCAAGGGCCAGUUCGUCGCGAACCUAGUGGCCAAGUUCGCUAUAAGAACCUUCAUUCUAGAAGGAGGAAAGGCAAUAAGGAUGUUCUUGGACUCAAGACUAGUGGUCGGCCAAGUGAAGGGCGAACUAGAAGCAAGAGAUGAAAGAAUGCAAGGGUACCUAAGUCAAGUUAGGCAUUUGGAAUCAGGAUUUGAGUACUUCAGCCUACUGCACGUCCCUAGAAGUGGAAACACACAUGCUGAUUCCCUAGUCACGCUUGCAACCUUCUCGGCACAGAGCUUACCUUGGGUUAUCCUUAUAGAAGACUUGUGCAAACCCACAAAAGUAAAGGGAAAGAUGGUCCAUGUUCACCAGGUCAGAGUAAGGCCUAGCUGGAUGGAUCCCAUAAUACUAUUCCUAAAAGAGGACAUUUUGCCGAAAGACAAAUCAGAAGCUGAUAAGGGUUUAGAUAUAAUUGGCCCUUUCCCCAAGGCAGCAGGGAACAAAAGAUAUCUGCUGGUCGACACUGACUAUUUUACUAAGUGGGUUGAAGCUGAACCCUUGGCAAACAUUAGAGAUAUAAACGCCAAGAAAUUUUUUUGGAAAAAUAUUGUCACCCGGUUUGGGGUCCCUCACACGCUCAUCUCGGAUAAUGGCCUUCUGUUUGAUAGUGAAUCUUUCAGGAGAUACUGCUGUGAAUUGGGAAUUACGAAUAGAUAUUCUACCCCAGCUUAUCCCCAAGGGAAUGGACAAGCCGAGGCUGUUAACAAGGUCAUAGUGAAUGGACUCAAGAAGAGGUUGGAUGAUACAAAGGGAAAGUGGGUGGAAGAACUGCCACAUGUCCUGUGGACGUAUCGAACCACGCCUCGCAGAUCAACAAGGGAGACUCCCUUUUCAAUGACUUAUGGUGCCGAGGCAAUUAUUCCUUUAGAAAUGGAUUUCCCAACGCUAAAGACUAGCUGUCCAGGAUUACGCAUAAACUCCUCAGAUUGUUACUUUUAA